CAUCCAUUCAGAAAGAAAAAACAUUGAAAAGAAAAUCAGUUCUCAAUUCUCUGGAUAACUGUGAAUAAUUGCCGCUUCUCAAUUUAUUUUUAUUUUGUGAAUAAAAUUCUUGGACUUUUAAGAUUCAUUCAUAUAAUCUAUCGGCGUGACCAUCUCUAUUGGAUUCGAUACUCAGGGUAUACAAUUUUAUACGCACAAUGCAAGCCGCCGGAAGUGAUAAGGAUAAAAAAAAUAAACCAAACCAAUUAGUCAAAUUUGUGCACAGGCCAAUAAGCUGCAGAUGGAAAAAGUUCGGUGAUAUUAAUAAAAUUGGCGAUAUUAAACAUAUGAAAAAAACCUCACUGGAAGACGAUAUAAGGGAUUACGUUACCGGAAAUAAGGCAACCAAUGUGAAAUUGUUGAUUGGCGACCGAACGUACGAAUGCAAUUUAUCAAUAUUAUUUAACUAUUGUGCUGGCCUAAAGUCGAAAAUGACGCCAGGCUUGAUAUUUCGAAUUCCCGAAACAAAAGUAUCAGCAAAUGUUUUUGAAUUGAUCUAUUUGUGGAUGACAAACGAAUACGUCUAUUGUCGGUCAAACGUAUUAGUCGAUAUGCUUAUCGCCGCCGAGUAUAUGAAAGUGUAUGGCCUAAUAUUGUCUCUGUUCAAUUGCUUUAGUCAGAAUAAGCAUUUUUCGGAAUUGAAUGCCUUUAAAUGUUAUAUGUUGGCCUAUGAAAAAGGUGUUGAUCCUCUGAUGUAUUUGAUGAUGGAUCGCAUUUCCGUUUGUUUUCUAAUCAUAAUAUCAACAUUGGAAUAUCGUAGAUUUCAAAUCGAUCAAGUGUGUGAGUUACUAUCAUCAAAUUAUAUUGGUGUACAAUCAGAGAUCGAGGUGUUCUAUGCUGCUCUAAUGUGGCUUUUUUGGGACUAUAGAAACCGUCAUAAAUAUAUCAAGCUACUAUUCCGUGUCAUCAGAUUCAAGUUACUACCAUCAACUUUUAUUUUAGAUUGGGCUGAACGCUUGCAUGAGUUGCCCAAAGAAUUGGCCAACGAAUUAUGCCCAAUUCUUUACGGUACCAUGGUCUUUCAUCAAGAGGUUUAUCUCGAUUGUUUUGGCUCUGAUGAUUUUGAUAUGCUACCAAAUGAACGUAACUGGAUUCGUGAUAACGAGUGUCCAUAUCUUGAUCUAUUGGAUAAGCAUCUUGCCUAUGAAAUGAAUCUUCAUCAGUUCUCCACUUAUUUAAGGAUGAUAAUAAGAGAUAAACGUGGUUUCCUGAGCCGCAUUGUGCCUGUGGAUUACAGAGGCUGGUAGUGCAUUUAUUGACUGCACUCUUGAUGGUUAUUUUUGUUGCAUUCUCUCUUCUAUUAACCUAAAUAGAAUAAAACAUAGCAAACAUUUGUUCUGCACUUUCUCUUUCAUUGUUGAUACAACUUGUUUACACUGUUUAAAAACUAUUAAAAUUGGUAAACCAUGUUAGCCCA
This is a messenger RNA of Drosophila willistoni, 1456 nucleotides long. RefSeq names its product actin-binding protein IPP. NCBI's taxonomy places the organism in Eukaryota, Metazoa, Arthropoda, Insecta, Diptera, Drosophilidae. Bases 198 to 1286 code for a protein of 362 amino acids. The record is from RefSeq and is a predicted model, not a curated record. The transcript has 4 exons.